Medicago truncatula (barrel medic) is the source of this 1094-nucleotide messenger RNA. RefSeq lists its product as uncharacterized. Bases 134 to 811 code for a protein of 225 amino acids. Lineage: Eukaryota; Viridiplantae; Streptophyta; Magnoliopsida; Fabales; Fabaceae. The record is from RefSeq and is a predicted model, not a curated record. Gene Ontology annotation, cellular component: respiratory chain complex II (succinate dehydrogenase); mitochondrial inner membrane. The transcript is spliced from 6 exons. Gene Ontology annotation, biological process: mitochondrial electron transport, succinate to ubiquinone; tricarboxylic acid cycle.
UGUCUUAGGUCACUAAUCUCCCAUAAUCUUUUCUUCAUCGCAAGAACAACACAGCUUCUAGUCACCAUCUUUAUUUUCGAAGUUGUGUUUUGAAUAAUCUUUGUUGAAUUAACUCCUCAGAGAAAGAAAAAAAAUGCAAUCUGUUGCACUGAAACUCGGCAAGAGACUCUCCAAUUCUUCGCAUCCUCAUUGGAGAAUCUCACCAAACUUCAUCGCUCACGCUUCAACCACCUCUUCCUCCCCUUCCCCACCGUCACCUCCGAUCUCCGCCGCCGAAAACGCCACCACCACUGCCUCCACUCUCAACAACCUCCUCACUGCUCCAUGGUCCGCUUCUCAAACCCGCGGAUUUACUUUCUCUGGAUCUGAUGUUAGAGUUGGAAAUUUGAUUGAAAAUCGAGGGCGUGCUUAUGAGCAGGUUCUUAGACGAUAUCACUCUCUGGAAGGAACUGGAAAAGCUGCUAUCAAGGUUCCACCUCACACCGUAGCUGGUUAUGCCACAGCUGCUACUGCCGGGGAGGUUGACAUCAAAAGGGAGCGAAACAGUGGAUUGAGGAAUCAAGGCCCAAAGACAAAGAGAGAACAGCUCCUCAAAGUUACUGCAGCUGUUCCUCUUCUUUUAAUAUACCCAAACGCCUAUUCAUUGCUCGCGGCAAAUUUCUUCAUAUUCUGGCACAUAAAUGCAGGGAUCGAAGAGAUUUUGGCAGACUACGUUCACCAUGAAAUGACCAGGGAAUUUGUCUUGAUUUCUCUCAGGUUGUUCCUGAUAAUAGCAAUUAAGGACGUUUUCUUAAAUUUUGUAUUUGUAUGAUUGGAUAGAGUUUGGGUGGUACUUACAUUGCCUUGCAAUAAGAGCUCCUUGAGGAGCAAACUUGAGAAACCUCUUGAAUAGUUUCUGUCUCUUCUCAAACAUAGAGGCGAUGCAACAUGAUAACUUCAUGAUUUGUCAAGUUAAUAGUUGAAUUGUAUUUUGCAGGACAUAUAUUCCGUUGCUAAUUGUGAUUUAUACAAAAAAAAUGGUUGUGGUAGAUAAUAGAGUUCGAGACAUGCAUUGUUAAAUGUUUCGGAAACCAGUUUUAUUUAUUUUUGGACAA